AUGACAUCAUUUCCAGCAAUCAAGCCGCUACCAAAUCGGCUCCGCACAGAAUAUGAGCACAGACGAACUUUACGUGGUGUGAAGAAAUCCGAAGAAGCUUUGAAAGUCCGAUUUUCUCCGCACAACGAAAAUCUAGCCACCAACGAACCAAACAAGGGCGCCAGUUUUGUAACAAAACGAGGCACAUCGACGGAACACAAAUGGAAACAAGGUUCAUAUUCUGCCAAGACUACACGCCGUCCAGUUACGUCCAUAUCAGUUGGUUUGCAGUCCGCAAAAAAGGCAAAUUAUAUCAGUAUAUUGAAAGACGUGCAUCGUCCACGUACAGUGGGCAAUGGAGGUGACCGAUACGUUAUUACGCCCGACCUCGGCCACUUGGAAACAAAGCAAUAUGGUUGGAAGGUUAAGCUGUUCAAUGGCCUUUCAACGAAGGAUCAAGACGAACCAACAGACAACAUCGAAGCUGACAAGCAAAAUUCAAACAAAUCGAAAUAUCAUUGGAAAAAGAUACGGACAUCUGUGUUCGGUAAUGACACUGCAUACACUAAUUUCUACACAUCUUACGGUACAAGGUCUCUAUCGAAUAACUAUGCCAACGAUGCAGAAUAUGACUUGGACUCGCUACCAAACAUACAGCGAAAUUUGCCUACUCCGGAGUUUAUCGAGGGUUCGUCUGAGGGCAAAGGGCGACACCCUUGGGAGUAUACUCAGGAACCGCCAGUUCUGACCAUCUCCGACAGUGAGGAGUGCGACACGGACCUCGAACUAGACAUGGACAAGUUUGGGAAAGACGAAAUACCGAAUGAAGAUAAAAACAUCGGUAAGACGAUAUAUAUCCGAGAGUGUGAGAGGUGGCGAACGGCUCCCCAACGGAACGUGCUCGGCAGUCUACCAGGACUCUGUCUAAACCUCAAGAACCACUCCUUGGGCACACGGGCCCUACCGCCAAUAUGCGAAGCGCUGCGGGACAAUCUCCGAGUGGAGGUUUUGAACUUAGACGGUGUAGACAUAACAGACGAGGGCAUAAAGCAUCUCGCGGGGAUGCUCUUGGAUAAUAUCUGCAUCACCAGGCUGAACAUUUCGAACAACAGUCUGGGACUACGUGCCGCCCAGUCGAUCGGUCACGUGAUGGUCGUUACCAACAACAUAACCCACCUCAACAUGUCUGGUAACAAACUUGACGACAACUCGGCAUGGUACCUUACUUCUGGCAUAACGUCUAACUCGAGUAUCACCCACCUAGAUCUGAGUUACAACAAUCUAGGUGAACAGGCAGGCGUGCUUCUUGGAGCCGCUCUUGCUCGAAACAGUCGAUUGGUGAACCUGAAUAUGAGUUGGAACAAGAUAUUUGGGAAAGGAUCUGUGGCACUCUUCAGGGCGCUAAUGGUAAACUCUACGCUGGAGACGUUGAAUGUAUCAUGGAACGGUCUAGGUUAUGAAGGCACGGUGGCGCUGUGCAAGUGCCUCAAGAGGAAUGUUGGCCUCAAAGAUCUGGAUGUCUCAAAUAACCGCCUCAACUGGAGCUGCGCCUCUCUCAUGGCCGAGGGAAUGCGCUUCAACAGCAUUCUCAACAAACUCAGGAUCGGACACAACCCGCUUACGACCACGGGAGUAAUGGACAUUCUGGAGGCAAUCGCCACCGAGGAGAGUGUUGUCAGCUUUCUCGACUGUUCGGGUAUUCCGGCGUUUAAGACGGCAGACUUGCUGUCGGCAACCAUCAGCCGUCGGCGUCCGUUCCAGUUUUUACACGGGGGAAUCGUCAACACGCAUGACAUCAUUGGACAACGAGUCGGCCGAGAGCUGAACCCAAUGAUGAAAAUCAUCGAAUAUUUGAGGUUGUUGGGACUGCGUCCUCUUGAGCUUCUGAAGUCAUUCAACAAGACUUCCUCGUUCGAGAUGCCGCGUGAGGGGUUUGCAGACCAGAUCAAGAAGAUUGGGGUCAAACUGCAACCAUUCGAAAUCGACGCCCUUGCUAAUUCAAUAUCUGGCAAGGGAUUCAACAAGAAUGUCAUUAACUACAGAAAAUUGUCGCUUGCGGUGCGGGAGGUAGUAGAGGCUGAGCGUGAAAGAAAAAAUCGGGAGCGAGAGGAAUGGUUGCAGAUCAAAACAUAUCACGAAUCGAUCCUGAAGAAGGGAUCUCUGGAGGACUACAUAAGCCAUACAGGCAGCGCAAAACUAGCUGAGCCUCUAGAUCAACUGAAGGUCAACAGUUUCCAGACAAUCGGAUUAAGUGGCUCACGACACAGCACCGUGGCGUCCCGAGCGCCUUCCGUUCACACGAGUAGGGUCGCAAUGUCCACAGUCUCCCUUGCCCAGUCCACAACGACCCUUAGGUCAGCCAAGAAGAAGGUUCGUAAACGCCGGAAGAAGAGAGUGUUGUAGAGUAAUGUCAUCAUGGAAGUCUAAGGACGAUCUGGAAGUUAUUGAUUUAUACUCAUGCUGUUAAUAGUGAAGCGGUUUUGAGCGAUGUUUUCUCUCUUUUGAAGUGACUUAAUUUGUGUAAAUUGACCAAUAGUCAAAAUUAUUUAUUAUGUUAUGUUUGUUUUUGUGGUGAAACUAUUCUUUGUUAACGUCUGUUGAAAUACAUCUAAAUACCCGUUUCUGAAAUUUCUUUGAAAUUCAAAGUCAAAGAACUUACAGUCUAAAAAUAAUAAAACAAACCUUUGGCAAUCAAUUUUGUCAAUUGAAUUAUAAAGGAUAGUUCGG
This is a messenger RNA of Mya arenaria, 2706 nucleotides long. Its product is annotated as leucine-rich repeat-containing protein 74A-like. The record is from RefSeq and is a predicted model, not a curated record. Gene Ontology annotation, molecular function: protein binding. Bases 1 to 2382 code for a protein of 793 amino acids. The transcript has 13 exons. Lineage: Eukaryota; Metazoa; Mollusca; Bivalvia; Myida; Myidae.